This is a messenger RNA of Tetrahymena thermophila SB210, 1887 nucleotides long. Its product is annotated as WD repeat protein. The transcript has 5 exons. The record is from RefSeq and is a predicted model, not a curated record. Gene Ontology annotation, biological process: cilium assembly. Gene Ontology annotation, molecular function: protein binding. Lineage: Eukaryota; Ciliophora; Oligohymenophorea; Hymenostomatida; Tetrahymenidae.
AUGGAUAACGUUUCAGAAGCAUCAUUAUAGGAAGAUUCAAUUAUUGAAUUAGAGCAUGCUAUUGGUUUUAGCGGAAAGAUUCCAAGAUGUGUCUAUUUCCAUCCUAAUGGUUAAGAUUUUGUAUAUAUAUCUGGCGCUUGCAUAGUUAUCACAGAUUUAAAGGAUCCUCAUAAGCAAAGCUUUUUAAGAGGUCAUGAUAAUUAAAUAACAUGCUUAGCAAUAUCAAAUAAUGGUAAAUUAGUAGCUUCAGGAUAACUAGGUGAUAACUCUGAUGUAAUUAUUUGGGAUUUCUAAUACAGGAAACUUAGAUUUAAAUUAUCCGAACACGAUCAUGAAGUUGCUAUAGUUUAAUUUUCAGAUGAUGACAGAUUACUAUUUAGCUGUGGAAAUCCAUCAGAUAAAAAGAUAUUUAUAUGGAAUACGAUAAAUGGGUGUAUUGUAGCUAGUUGUUAAAUAUAUCCUGAAAAGAUUAUUGCAAUGAGAUGGGGUGGAUUCGCUAAAGAUAUAAAGCUUAGAGAUACAAAUAAAUAUUAAUUUGCAACUGCAGGAAAUAAAUAGAUAUGCGUUUGGAAAUUGGAUGCUCAAUUAGGAUAGAUUUAGCAUGAAUUUAUUAACACAGGAUCAGUAAUUAGAGAAUACAGAUGUCUAGAAUUCUCCAAAAAUCGUGAGGAUUAUUUAUUUGCAGGAACAUCAUCUGGUGAUUUUCUAUGCUUUUAAAUGAAAAAUAAAGUAUUAGCAGCUGUGAUUACAGUCUCCGCUUAAGGAGUUCAGAGCAUACAAGCUGUAAAUCCAUCUCUGAUUUUAGUUGGAUGUGGUAAUGGUAUUAUAAAUUUAUUUAAAACCGAUGGAAACUAAAUUGAUUCUGUUGUUAAGAAUUAAAUUAUUGGCAGUGUUAACAGUAUUUCUUGCUCACCUAACUUAUAAGAGUGUAUGUGUGCAACAGAUAGAGGUUUUAUUUACAGAAUUAGAAACACAGACCUUGCUAAGAUUUUACAUUGUGAAAACCAUACAGAUUCUGUUGUAUUUUUAACUUAUCCUCCAGGUAUAUCUGAUAAAUUUGCAUCUUGCAGUGAAGAUGGCUCUAUUCGUUUAUGGGAUAUAGGAUCAGAUUACGUCGUAACCACUAGAUGCUUUGCUAAUAAUGCAGGAUCUCCUUUAUGUCUAACCUAUAAUAGCGAAAUAGUGUUGAGCGGUUGGUAGGAUGGCAAAAUUCGUAUGUUUUCAAGUGAAAAUGGUAACAUAAUUUGGUAAAUGGAUAAUGCCCAUAAAGAUGGUGUUUAUAGUAUUUGCCUAAGUAAAAAUUUUAAAUUCUUCUGUUCUGGAGGCUGUGAUGGUGAAGUUAGAGUAUGGGAAAUGCGUUCAAGAGAAAUGCUUUCUCAUCUUAAAGAGCAUACUUCAAAAGUAACUAAAGUCAAGCUUUUAGGAGAAAAUGAAAGCUAAGUUGUGUCAUCAUCCAAAGAUAGAGCUCUUUUAUCAUGGGAUUUAAAACAACAAAAAAGAAUAAGUGCUCAUAUUUAACGUAUGGGUGGUAUAAAUUCAUUUGAUAUUGCUAAUGAUAAUCAAACAGUAGUUACAACUGGUUAAGAUAGAAAAAUAACUUACUGGAAUUUAAAUUAAGCAAAUCCAAUCAGAAUAUUAGAUACAAACAAUAACCCUAAGGCUGCAGACGAAUGUAUGUCUCUCCACUUAUCAAGUGAUGGUAGAUAUUUUGUUACUGGAGGCUCAGAGCAAAUAGUAAAAGUUUGGGAUUUUGCAACUGGUAAAUUGAUAGCUUAAGGCCGUGGACAUUCAGGCUGCAUUAACACUGUUACCUUCUCACCUGAUUGCAAGUAAGUAAUUUCAGGAGGAAGAGAUGGAAAUAUAUUAGUGUGGAAUAUAUUUGACUGA